Molecule: messenger RNA, 651 nt
Organism: Anopheles nili
Lineage: Eukaryota; Metazoa; Arthropoda; Insecta; Diptera; Culicidae
Product: mantle protein-like
Exons: 2
Coding region: 1-651 (216 amino acids)
Source: RefSeq, a predicted model, not a curated record
AUGAAACUUUUACUGGUCGUUUGCACGAUAGCGGCAGUGCUUGAUGCGCUGGCAGCUACGAAAGACAUCUCACUUCCGGUAUUAGUGCCAGUGCCAACGAUCAAGAAGGUCCCGAUUGCCAUUCCAAAGAUCGAACACACUAAAGGAGAAAUUAUCAAGCAUGUGCCGCAAGCGAUCAUUAAGCGCGUGCCUGUCGAAAAGCACGUCGAAGUGGAGCAGGUGGUUGAGGUGGUGAAGCAGGUCCCGGUGACAAAGGAGAUCGUCGUCGAACGCCCAGUGGAAGUGAUCCGCGAGGUGCCAAUCGAGAAAGUAGUCAUCGAGAAGGUCGAGGUGCCGUACGAAGUGAUCAAACACGUGGAAAAGAUCAAGCACAUCCCGGUAGAGAAGCACAUCGAGAUCAUCAAGGAGGUCGAGGAGAUCCGCGAGGUGCCAUACAAGCGGUAUGUCUUCAACAAGAAGCCCUUCCCGGUGCCAUACAACGAGCCAGAGGAAGUUCAGGUACCCUACACGGUUCCGGCUCCAGUUCCGGAAGUUGUCGCGGUCGAACCCGAAGUCCCGGUUGUGUCACUAAAGGAUAAGCUCCACAACCUGCUACCGAACGCCGCUAACUACGAUCCGGUGGGAUUUUUCAAGAAAAUCGUAAAUCAUUGA